CAACUAGGAAGCAACACAGUUUCCUUUUCUUUCCUUGCAGCUUCUUCUUCUUCUUCUUCAUCAUUAUUAUUAAGGGCUUGGCUUAGCUUGGCUUGGCCAUGGCCAGAAGAGUACAGAUCUUGGCCGUUUGGUUAGUAGUCUGUGUUUUGCCUUUUGGUCUCCAAGUUAGGGCAAGCCAUGGAGUGAAGGAAGAAAGAGAGAAACGACAACAACGAGAAGAAGAAGCUCGUGAUAGGAUUGUGGAACUUCCUGGGCAACCAAAGGUCUCUUUUCAGCAGUUUUCAGGUUAUGUCACCGUUAGCCGAGUCGCCGGUAGAGCCCUCUUUUACUGGCUCACUGAGGCUGUUCAUGAACCCUUGUCAAGGCCUCUUGUCGUUUGGCUCAAUGGAGGACCCGGUUGCUCAUCUGUGGCAUAUGGUGCAUCUGAAGAGAUAGGCCCAUUUAGAAUUAACAAGACUGCCUCAGGACUAUACCUCAACAAGUUCUCAUGGAACACUGUGGCCAACCUCCUGUUCUUGGAAACUCCGGCCGGUGUCGGAUUCUCUUACAGCAACCGCUCCUCCGAUCUGCUUGAUACCGGAGACCGCCGCACCGCAAAGGACUCACUAGAAUUCCUCAUCCGAUGGCUGGACCGAUUCCCAAGAUACAAAGGCCGAGAAGUGUUUCUCACUGGAGAGAGCUACGCAGGCCAUUAUGUACCUCAACUCGCUAGAGAGAUCUUGAUCUACAACAAACGGUCCAAGAACCCCAUAAAUCUUCGUGGAAUUAUGGUGGGGAACGCAGUGACAGACAACUACUAUGAUAACGUAGGGACAGUGACAUACUGGUGGAGCCAUGCGAUGAUAUCUGAUAGAACGUACAAGCAGCUCAUCAACACGUGUGACUUUCGCCGACAGAAGGAGACUGACCAAUGCGAGUCCAUGUAUAGCUAUGCCAUGGACAAGGAGUUUGGCAAUAUUGACCAGUACAACAUCUAUGCACCCCCUUGCCACAUCAACUCCGACGGCAGCGCCACCGCCACCCGCCACUCCAUGCAUCUGCCUCACCGCCCCUAUUCGAUGAUGUUCCGGAAGUUAUCAGGCUAUGAUCCGUGUACGGAGAAAUAUGCUGAAAUUUACUACAACAGGCCGGAUGUGCAGAAAGCACUCCACGCCAACAUAACAAGAAUUCCUUAUAAAUGGACUGCUUGUAGUGAGGUUUUGAAUAGAAAUUGGAACGACACAGAGGUUUCUGUUCUUCCAAUUUACAAGGAGAUGAUAGCUGCUCGUUUGAGAGUUUGGGUUUUCAGUGGAGAUGUGGAUUCGGUGGUGCCAGUCACAGCCACAAGGUUUUCCCUUGCACGACUCAAUUUACCAACCAAAAUUCCUUGGUACCCUUGGUAUGUCAAAAAGCAGGUGGGAGGGUGGACAGAAGUGUAUGAAGGAUUGACAUUUGCAACAGUGAGAGGAGCAGGUCAUGAAGUCCCACUUUUCAAGCCCAGAGCAGCACUUCAGCUAUUUAGAUCAUUUAUUGAAGGAAACCACCUUCCCAAGUCUUGAAAAAAAAAAAUAUUGAAAAUUAAAGAAGGGGAUAAAGCAAGAUGUCCCAACAAAUUUGAUUACUAAUUUAUUCUGAAAUUGUUGUUUUUCUAGAAGAUGAAAUAUGUAAUCGGUGACAAACAAGUAGAGAAAGUAGAAAGAGAAAGAGAAAGAGAGAAUUGUACUAUUGUGCAAUGGGUAAGGCAAAAGGGAAUUAAUCAAGAAGGUUUUGCUUGUACUAAUUAU
Molecule: messenger RNA, 1763 nt
Organism: Morus notabilis
Lineage: Eukaryota; Viridiplantae; Streptophyta; Magnoliopsida; Rosales; Moraceae
Product: serine carboxypeptidase-like 25
Exons: 8
Coding region: 99-1538 (479 amino acids)
Biological process (GO): proteolysis
Cellular component (GO): vacuole
Molecular function (GO): serine-type carboxypeptidase activity
Source: RefSeq, a predicted model, not a curated record